CUUGAUUCACUUGCAACGUGUCAAUUGCACUGGCUCUCUCGCUGCUCUUCCCUCUCCCCUUUUCUUUUUUUUUUAUCUUCCGGGGAUGGUGACUUGGUAGCUGGGUGGCUUUUUAGUGACAUCCAGAAAACCCUUCCCAGGCAAGCGAUGGCUUAGAGAAGAAGAAGAAGAAGAAGAAGAAGAUGAGUUUCCACAAGGAGGAUGGUGUGGGGAGCCUGUGUCACAAGGCGCUGCAGAUCAUCUCAGAGCUGUGCCUGGGGGGACAGGUGGAGCGGGAGAAAUGUUCAGGCAUCUUCUUCCCCUUGGAGACCACCAAGCAAGGUAUAGGCAGCACAGACAUCUCAGUCAGUCUGCUAGCAGUAGUCGUCAGCUUCUGUGGGCUUGCCUUGCUGGUAGUCUCGCUAUUUGUCUUUUGGAAGUUGUGUUGGCCAUGCUGGAGAAGCAAACCUCUUAUUUCUAAUACCAGUAAUAUCCCUCAAAGCACCUGUAGUGCUCCUACUGAGGUUUUCGAAACCAACGAGAAAAAGGAAAUUAAAGAAAAUGGGAAACCUUCAGUGAAGGUACUUGAGGCUGCAAUGAAAAUUAGCCACACUUCACCUGAUAUUCCAGCAGAAGUCCAGAAUGCAUUGAAAGAACAUCUAAUUAAACAUGCACGCAUGCAGAGACAGAUCACUGAGCCUACAUCCUCAUCCAGGCAUAAUUCUUUCAGGAGGCACUUGCCAAGGCAGAUGCAAGUGUCCAGUGUUGAUUUUAACAUGGGGACAGAUCCGAUUUUACAACGGGGUGAGACAACAACCAGCAUUGGGCGAAUAAAACCAGAACUCUAUAAACAGAAGUCUGUUGAUGCGGAAGACAAGCAAGAAGAUGUGAAAAUCUGUGGGAAACUUAACUUUACUCUCCAGUAUGAUUAUGAAAAUGAACUCCUUGUUGUUACCAUUGUCAAAGCCUUAGAGCUACCUGCUAAAGACUUCACAGGAACCUCAGACCCGUAUGUUAAGAUUUACCUUCUCCCAGACAGGAAAAAGAAGUUUCAGACACGGGUUCACAGAAAGACUUUAAAUCCUGUCUUUGAUGAAACCUUUCAGUUUCCUGUAGCCUAUGAUCAGCUCAGCAACAGGAAAUUGCAUUUCAGUGUAUAUGAUUUUGACAGAUUUUCUAGACAUGACAUGAUUGGGGAAGUUAUUCUUGAUAACUUUUUUGAAGUCUCUGAUCUCUCCAGGGAAGCCACUGUGUGGAAAGACAUCCACUGUGCCACCACAGAAAGCAUAGAUUUGGGUGAAAUCAUGUUUUCCCUUUGCUAUUUACCUACUGCCGGGCGAAUGACGUUAACAGUAAUCAAAUGUAGAAAUCUCAAAGCCAUGGAUGUAACUGGCGCUUCGGAUCCGUAUGUCAAAGUCUCACUGAUGUGUGAGGGUCGAAGGCUGAAAAAGCGGAAAACAACUACAAAGAAAAACACACUUAAUCCAAUUUAUAAUGAGGCCAUCAUCUUCGAUAUCCCUCCAGAGAAUGUGGACCAGGUCAGCCUCUCCAUUGCUGUGAUGGACUAUGAUCGAGUAGGACACAAUGAGGUGAUCGGGGUGUGUAGGACAGGACUUGAUGCUGAAGGACUUGGAAGAGAUCACUGGAAUGAAAUGCUGGCUUACCCCCGUAAACCUAUUACUCAUUGGCAUCCAUUGGUAGAGUUACCUGGCCAGGCAACCAGUUUUGAUAGCCAGGGGUCUUGUUCAUCACCAAAACCACCACCUACACCCUAGGGCACGAGAACGGAUUCAUCACAUCCAGUGUCCAAGCUCCAUGUCCAUCACACCUACAUUAACAAAAGGUUUGGCUUCCUGAGAUGAACUGUAUCCAUAUUUUUGUAUUAAAAUAGAUUUUCUUCCUGUUCUAAGUCUUAUAUUAGAGUUUCUAAUAAUUUCUUAAGAAUGAAUUUCACUUGAGCCAAAAUACUCCUUCCUUAUGCAAAGAUAUUCAUUUUUCUCUCUGUCAUAAAGUAUUGUUUUGAUACAACCUGUUUCUUUGCAGAUGGAAGGAAAUCAGAAAAAAACAAAUACAUAUAUACUAGCACUUGAAAAUAAAUGGAGUUUAUGAUGCUAUUCCUUUUAAAGUAGCAAAAUUGUCAUAUACCGCACUUAUUUUGUAACUUGCCUAUAAAUUAUAAAUUUUGCACUAAACCGUAUAUGACCAUUAAAGAAAACGUUUACAGAUUUUGAUGUACUAGGAAAAAACAAUUCUAACAACAUAAUGUCCAGUUUCUCUAUGAUUGUCUUGAAUGUUACUUUGCUCACCGUGGGCCCGCACCAGAACCCACUGAAGUCAAUGGAAAGGAUCCUAUUGAAUUCAUUUGGUUUUAGUUCAGGUCCUAUGGAUCAUAUCCUGCAAAUGAAUGCAUGCAGUUGAACCCUUACAACAAUCCUACUGACAUUAUGGAGACAACUAUGUGGUAUUUGAUAUCCAAGCUAUUUUGACUGGAUGCCUUGUUCACAUGGGAUUGGUUCUGUUCUGUUCCUAUGAAUUUAAUAGGACUGGAUAAGUGUUUUUCUUAGAAUCAGGCGUCCAGUGAAAAUACUUGGGAUUAUGAAUUUGAAAUUUGCCUUCUGUCAAUAUAGUGAGGUAGAAACUUAAAUGUUACUAACUCAUAGAACAUUCCUGCUAGUAAACUCAAGAAUAUUCAAGGAAAAAAAAUACAAACUGAGCAUCAGUUAAAGCUAGUUGGUUAAAAAAACUGAACAAAUACUAGCACGUUACUUUGCAGUAUUGAUCCAAGUCUCAGUAAAACUCCAAUUUAGCUCAGUGAGAGAAUUUGUACUGAGUAAGAACAGAGAAAAGGCUGCAGGACUGGGCCCUGGACUUUUAAAGAUGAGCUACAAUAGGAAAAUUAAUUAGGGUUGUUCCCUUUUUUCUGUUUGUUUGUUUGCUUGUUUCUUUUUGACAUAUAAAGAAAGCCAGAAAGGUUUCAGUUUAAAAACAAAUCCCAAAACAGCUUAAAAUUAGAAAUGUAUGUCCUGUUUAUGCAGAAAAACUCCGUAAUGUUGGGAGAACUACCAAAUUCUGACAUGACAGAAGUCAAGAGAAUGAAAACUGAGAGGAGGGGAUUUUUACUCAGACUUAAAAAAAUCUUUUGGGUUUGGUUGGCUCUGUUAAUACCUAUUUAUUUCAGUGACUAACAUUUUGGAAAAAUAAUUUAUUUAUAAAAAUCCAUCACCUCCAGCUUUUUAAUUAGGGUGUGAUAGCUCCCAGGAAACAUGCUCUGAGAUGUCUAUUAUUUCCUCCAGAAAAACCACAGAAAGCUAGUCUUGAUGUUCUAGUAAAACCAAGCAUAAAAUAAUUACAUACACAAACACAUAGGCCAUCUUUCUAUAUUACUGUAAACAAAAACAAAAAAAGGGACCAACGGUUGAAAAAAUUCGUUGCAAACCACCUUUGCUGAAUCCUAUAGAAACUGUUUCCUUCUAGAGAUUUGGUCCUCUUGUCCCAUGGUAUUUUAACCCUCAAGAUUAUAUUUUAAUAAAUAAAUAUAUAUACAUACAGCCUUGCAAAGUUUUACUCAUCCACUUGCCUUGGGCAUGUAAAUUUUUUAAAUAGGAGAGUAAACUGUAAUUUGGUUUUCAUCACCAUCAUCAUCAUGAGAUUUUGUGCCUGGGCUGGUAAAUUUUCGUGAUAGUUUUGCAAGGCUGAUAUAGAGACAUACUUAUAUAUCUCGAGAUUCAAAAACUAUUUUGAGUAUACAUUUAUCUUAAUAUAAAGUAUUAUAGGAAAUGGGGUUUUGUGCCCCAAAAGUUACUAUUUUGUAAUGUGGUACUGUAACAGUUGACUGCAUAUUCUUUGCACUUUUUUGCAUCUAAUAUCCAAAAAAAGCUAACAAGUUCACAAUCAAAUGUAGCAUUAGUGUUCACUAAUGAACAAUAUCUUGUUUAUAACUGUUUCAUCAUUUUCUAUUAAUAUCAUGUAUGUUUUAUUAUAAGUGGCAAGAUAUUUAAAUGAUCUCUUUCUUGGAUUUAAAUUAUUAUCCAGAACCAAAGGAAUAAUAAUCCAGUUUGUGCUCUUUUUUUUGUUCAUAAAAUUAUUAAUAAUGGCUUGUGUUUCCAAACUUGAUUUAUGGGUGCUCUGCCCCUCUGAAAAACCAGGCUGCUUAAUUAGGUGCCUACUCAUAUGAGUUGAAAUACUUAAAUUUAGGCAUCCGACUUUCAAAAAAAAUCUAGCUGUAGAUUAUAGACUGUUUUUCUUAUUGUGCCCUUAUCAGUGAUGUAUUUAAGUAAUGUAAAAUGGUUUAUUUUUUCAUUGAUCCUUUGAGUAUUGAUCCUGCAAAGUUAAGUCUGUGCUUCAUUUACCAUGUGAGCAAUUCCAUUCUUUUCAAGGGGAUUUCUCACAAGUUAUGCAUGUGUGUAGCUUCUUGCAGGAUUAGGAGCCUUAGAUGAUACCAUUUUUUCUGAAGACCACCAUGUUAAAAGUGUACACCUUUGUCAUAAAAGUUCACUUAGAGUGAAAACUUAGCAAAGAAAGUCUCAGUGAAUGAAUAAAUAACUUUUCCUUCCAGCUUUUAAGAAACAUAAUUGUGCUUAAUUUGUAGACAAGGUGCAAAAAAAUUGAAGAAAUGUUUUGAUUACCUAUAUUUGCAUAUUUGAAAUAUCAUAAAUAUUAUUUUGAUUUAAACACAAUCAAACUUAGCAAGUGGUCUGUGUAAAAUAUAUUCCAAUAACAUCUGGCAAUUUGAAAAACUCACAUUUCUAAAAGCCUGAAUUUACCUUGAAUUGGCUGGGCACAGUAAUUAUUUUUCAUAAGAAAUUUUUUUGUACUACAGAAUUUGUAAUGCUUUCAGAACAGCAAACUCCACCCAUAUGAACUGUAUUUACAUGAUGGAUUAAGUGACUCCAAAAAAAUUGUUCAGCUCUUAUAUAUACUUACAAUAAUACACUAUAAAAUGGAAAAGCCUAAAUGCAAAUUUCUCCUAUGAGCCACUCUGGUCUCUUGGGUAAAUAAUGAAGUGUUUCCCCACCAUACUAAUGAGUUAAAAAAAAAACCCAUAAAACACAGUUUGAACAACAAUGAAGCUGUCCAUAGGUCUAUGCAAAAAGUUUGAGUGGAACUUGAAAACCAGGGUAGGUUUCGGUUUCUAGUGGGGCUGCAAACAAACAGAAGCAGAUGUUCACAAAUAGCCACUGAAACUGGGCUGAUGCAGUUCACACAUCGCCCUCUUUAAUCUGGACUGUAGAUCUGCCAAACUCCACUGACUUGUCUCUUCCCCCUCCAUCUUCCCAACACCUUGCCGCUUUUUUCCUACAACCUUUUCUCUACCAGGUUUGUAUUCAAGCAGCAGUAAUCUGACACUGACUUUCCCCUGUACUGCCUCAAGAGGAUUUCUGGCCUUAGAAUCUAUGAAAGCCCUUCUCAGUCCUCCUCAAUAGGUGCAGGAUGGCUACACCCAUUAUUUUCCUUCUUCAAGAAGCUGCCAUAGAAAGCCUCUGACCUUUCUCCAGUGUAUCAUGAUCAUCAGAGGUUCAGGAAGCAGCAUUACUCCCACUUCCUUCCCUUCCAGCAGCUGGAGAGGGAAAUACACUAUCUGGAAAUACACCAGCUGGAGAGGGAAAUACACUAUCUCUGUGCUACUAGCUGUUGCUAGAUUGAGUGGCAGGGCAGGGACUGCAGUAACCCAUAAAUACAUCAGGUUACACAUUUUCCAUCAAAAUGGCUUUUUUGACUAAAUGGAUUUUUUUUUCUCAAAAAUUUCCACGUUUGUUGAAAAUUAUGCUCUGGAUGCCCCUAAACAUCAGACUGCUAGAAGCUAGGACUUGCAACAGGAGGUGCUUCACUCAAUGAAUUGCCCUGUUUUGUUCAUUCCCUCUGAAGAAUCUGGCACCAGCCAUUGUCACAAGACAUGAUGCUGGGCUAGAUGGACCAUUGGUCUGACUCACUAUGGCCAUUUUUAUAUUCUUAUCUGGUUUUCAUCAAAAAACAAAACAUCCAAAAACUUGAAAUACUUUUGGUUUUCAGUGAUCAAAACCGCAAAUUAUUCAGUUUAAAACCAAAAAAUUCAGAAAUAACAUUUCAAUGAAAAUAAGCAAUUUUAAUUUUCAUCAAAGUUUUUCUCAGGAAAAAACUAAUUUCUAACCACAUCUACCCAUAAGGCUUAGCAAUUUGUUCAGUUUCCAGGGAAUCCUUACCUAGUCAUCCUUUCCUCUUACUUUUGUAUUUUCAUUUAUUUUCUGUUGGCUUUUAUUUUAUCUAUUUGGAAGCCUUGACUAUCAGUUUCUAGGGUGAUGAUGAUUAACCCAUGAAGAAAAUAUGUACCUAGAUGGUUUCUGGGAUAUAAACGGUCUAUGAUGCUUCAUAAGUUUCAUUGGUAGAUUUAUACUUUGCACAUAAACACUUUAAAUCAUUUUUUAAAAGCAUAAAUGUUGGAGAAUUUAAGAAAUUAUAUUAACACUCACUAGGGGCUUAUCUACCUGGCAAGGUACUGCCCGGCAAACCAGGGUGUUACUCUACAGUUUGCCAUGGAGUAAUAUCCCAUGUAGAUGCUGCUACAGUGCACUGAAAAUCCCAGAUCAUGGCUUGGUCUACAGUAACUCGCCCUGUGGGAAGCCAUAGCAGCAUUACAUAUGUAACGGGACUAUUUUAGUGUUUAAAAAGCUACCUUUUCAAAGGAGUUCAAUAAAUAUGCCAGCAAAAUUUGAGAAAGUAUUUAUCUGAGCAUGCAAAAAUCUACUUUUGAAAAUACUCUAGUACUUACACACACAAUAUAUGUAAUCAUGAUUAUUUAGCAUUUACGAUGCAAUAGGAUCCAGAAGCCCAAUGAGAAAUAGGCUUCCAUUGGUGCUAGAUGCUAAACAAAAACAUAGGAAGAGAGAUUCCCUGACUCAAAGUACGGGUUUUGUGUGCAUUCAAAUGAAUGUGCUUGAAAAUUCUGUUGACAUAAAAUAUGACCUAAAUGUGCAUUGCUAAGUAGAUUGUGAGGCAGCUUUUGGACCAGAGAUGAUUUAAAGUCAGUCAGAUAAGCCAGCGAUGGGUAGAAUUAUUGAAUAUUUUAGAGAGAAAAUGUUCUUGGCUCCUCGUUCCUCUUAUAUGAAACGAGACCCAGUUUUGACCUUUUAUUCACAAACUCACUUCCAGCUGGCUUAUGAGGAUCAUUCAAAAAUCUAAGCACUCAACUUCUAGAAAAUUGUACAACUGCCAAACAUGAUGGAAUACAGAGCUAUUGAAAACAUAGGAUAAUAACCAGGAUGAGAUUGUGAUAAGAACCGCACAACUGCAAAGUUGGUGGAACAAAACACUUCUUUAGAGCAGGUAAUCUUUGUGAUAUUCAUGCUGUGUAUUCAUUCUUCAUGAUGGGCCUCAAUGCACUAUUGAGGCAGUGAUAAAGAGGGUGCCUAGAAAGGUUGUGGGAAGGGGAAACAGAAGCAGCAAGUAUAGAAAUGAAGUGAGAUGCUGAACUGUCUUUUGUCAUAGUCAUGACAAAUGAUACCUUACAUCUGAUGAAGUGAGCUGUAGCUCACGAAAGCUUAUGCUCAAAUAAACUGGUUAGUCUCUAAGGUGCCACAAGUACUCCUUUUCUUUUUGCGAAUACAGACUAACACGGCUGCUACUCUGAAACCUUACAUUAAUAUAGUACAUUUCAUCCCAAAGCAUUAUAUGAAAUGAACUCAGUUCUUAUAUACAGAAAUGCCUUCUCUCAUUUCUGGGUUAGAGGUUGGCAGCUGUUCAGCAACACACAGGAAAAUAAGGGCUGGAAAUCCAAGAGAAUAAUCUAUCCAAAUGAAACUACAUGAGGGAUUUAUAUACCAAAGAGGAAAACGGAACUAAUAUCUCCUAUCUUGUGAAAAGUGCUACAAGGUUCUUAAAGACAGUAAGUGCUCAGGGCCUUGGUUUUAUGUCUUACCUGAUAGACAGCAUCUCCAAAAACAUUGCAUGACUCAAGAUACACCACACCUCAAAUGCUUGAGAGUUGUUAAGGGACAAUGCCUGAACUGUUAUCUCUGAAGACUUUACCUCCUCCCCAGUCAACCUGCAAAACUAGUUUUGUUCAGAAAGCUCACCGCCUGAGAACACAAAAACAAAAGGACUAUAGCAGUGAGGGUCUCUUUCUCUCAGGAGAUGGGGGAUUUGUUCAUGGGAACCAGACUAAGGUGCAGGCACCCGCUGAAAGGGCCUGCAGAAGUGAGGCCUGCCUAGAUUACCUCAGGGUAUGGCAAACAGUUAAGUAAAAUAGACAUGCAUGUAAACUGUGGGCAUUUUAAAAUUCUUUUUCUCUAAAUGCUUUCUUCCUUCUGCCAAAAUAAACAAUCCAUUUGUUUUAUGGAAGUGAUUUGGCCAUUAUGUACAUCACUGGUCACAGACUCCCAAAGGGAAGAAUGACAGGUAACUAAACCCAUUUAGAUGUGCUGGGUAAGAACGGUCAAUACACAGGGUGUUGUAGCCCAGGGCCUGGUCUAAAAAUGGGGGAAUUCGGGAAUUCCAUCCAGGAGAGGUAAAGUCAUGAGGCCUGAUGCCUGAGGGGGCGCGCGCAGGAAGAGGACAGAGUUGCCGUUCGUCCUGUAACCCUGACAGCUGCAUCACUCGCAGGUAGCUUUGCCAUUUAUAUAUUAUGCAGACAAUCCCAAAUGAAUGUCAAUAAAAGUUUUCACCUGAACACACUGUUGUAGAUGCACAUAUUUUACCCCCCAAAAAUAAAAAUGAUAAAUAUUUGAGAUUUUAUUUAAAAUGUAAGAGUAAUAUUUUUGGUAUUCUUCACCUGGAAAGCCAAGCUCCUUUAGGAGCAGAGAGAGGGAGAAAGAUUAUGGAGGUGGGGGCCUGUGUUGUUUAAUCAAAUGAAUCCAGAGUGAGAGCUGCAUGAAAAUGAAGGAGAAAGGGAAAUGAGGAUUUAACAGCAUAACAAGACAUUUAGCUCCCUUUUUUAGCAUCCGAGUCACUAACUCAUGGUGAGAGGGGAGAAGAGCCAAUUGAGCCUCUGAAGAGCACUUGAUUUUUAUGA
This is a messenger RNA of Caretta caretta (loggerhead turtle), 8962 nucleotides long. RefSeq names its product synaptotagmin 10 (gene SYT10). Gene Ontology annotation, molecular function: calcium ion binding; calcium-dependent phospholipid binding; phosphatidylserine binding. Gene Ontology annotation, cellular component: exocytic vesicle; plasma membrane. Lineage: Eukaryota; Metazoa; Chordata; Testudines; Cheloniidae. The record is from RefSeq and is a predicted model, not a curated record. Gene Ontology annotation, biological process: calcium-ion regulated exocytosis.